AUGAAACUUGUCUACUCUAAUCAUCAAUCAAUAAUCGGGAUCAUCAAUCAUGAUACAGAUGAACCAUUUCUACAAAUAGAUCAUUAUUAUUAUAUAGAAUCAAUAAGAUUCAAUCAAUCAUCUCCAGUGAUAUUUGAUUCUAUGAAGAAAUCGAUUAUUCUAUCUAGACCAUGGACAUUUAUGCCUUUAUUUCCAAUAAUAUAUUAUGGUGAAGCAUUUCGAUUGGUUACAAUAUUUUCACAAGAUGAAUUCUCUGCAAUUAAAUGGCUUCGUUUGAAUACUCAAUAUUCCAAUGAAUAUCAAUUGAAAGAUUAUGGUAUUCUAUUCAAUGUCAAAAUUUCUUAUUCAUUAUGGUUAUAUUUCAUUGAAAUACCCAAUGAGAUUGAAACAAAUUCAUCUGUUAAAUUGAUCUAUGAACCACCUAAUGAAGGUUGUAUGGAAUACAAAUUUUGUGAAGACUGUACUAAAAAUUAUACAUUUGGAAGGAAGUGCCACUGGUGUCCGCAAUUCAACACGUGCAGACACCUUCGUGAUAUCGAUAUUCAAACCUUGCUUGGAAAAGAUUGUGCUGUGCAACAAAUAGGGCUUUGUUCAACUUCAACUAAGAUAUCGACCGAACAUAUUACAACAGAAGAAUCAACUGUUAAACAUAAUACAGAAUCCACAAACCUCAUAACAUUAACUUCGGAUAGGAAUACAAUGGAAUCAAUCACUACUGAAGAUAUAUCACCUACACAACUAUUAAUUAAUACUGAUGAGUUCGACAAAAUUAGUGAAUCUUCCAUAAACGAUCAUCAAACCACUCUCCCACAGAUCACUUUAUAUCAUUCAUCUAGCAGACCAAUUCAAACUACUACUACUACUACUACUAACAUGAUCACAAAAGUUAAUGAAGACAAUCCAAUCACAUCUAAACAGCUUCUACUCUCUCGUGAUAUAUUACAAAUAUAUUCAAUCACAUUUAUUAAUGAAGUCAGUCGUCGUUUAUACAUUCGUCUUCUAAUGCCAUUCAUAAUUGUAAUCAUUGUUUCAAGCAUUCUAUUUUUAGUUUGGCUAUUUAGAAUACACCAUCGAAAUGAUAUAAAAAAACCAAUCUUUAUAUCAUACAAUUGA
This is a messenger RNA of Schistosoma spindalis, 1113 nucleotides long. NCBI's taxonomy places the organism in Eukaryota, Metazoa, Platyhelminthes, Trematoda, Strigeidida, Schistosomatidae. The record is from the annotation of a GenBank genome assembly.